Messenger RNA from Xylaria bambusicola, 3647 nucleotides. Its product is annotated as von Willebrand factor type A domain-containing protein. Lineage: Eukaryota; Fungi; Ascomycota; Sordariomycetes; Xylariales; Xylariaceae. The record is from RefSeq and is a predicted model, not a curated record. The transcript is spliced from 3 exons. Bases 573 to 3311 code for a protein of 912 amino acids.
UACUAUAAACAUGUCGUCGUCAUGCGUGUUGAUACUCUUGGUAAUUGACCAUGACUACCUACCUAUGUAGGUGGGUAUAUACCGGUAGGUGCUUGGGUCAAAGGACGGCGGUUUCUAGGCUGCUGUAUCAAGCCGAUUGAUCCUGAAAUCAUAUGUCCACGUUGGAUUCAUGGUUAUUGGGCAUGAAUGAGAAGGAUUCUACUGCCUUACAACCUCAAAGGCGCAAUGUUCUUGUUGGAAAACGGUGUAGAGCAUCUCAGCUCCUUCCAUGGCUCAACAACAGGCAAGUAACACCGUUCCUCUGAACACAAUGGCCAGUCAUCAUCAUUAUCAAGUCAUCACACUGGGUGUCUAAGCACAACUUCAAAACACCACAAAGACAUCCUAUAAUAUGCCAUAUCAGACUAAAGUCAGGCUGCCUUGGUAGGAUAUUGUUGCUUUAUCAGGCUACCUACCUAGGUGACUCGACAAGGCAACCAAUCUUCAUAAAUACCUACUCUACCCGCCUGUGAAUCAACCAUAUCUCAAUCUCCUCAGUUCUUAUUCUCUGCUCACCAUCCGCGUGUAAACAUAUGAACGCCGUCUGCAGCAUGUCCAGCAUCAACUACUCCGCACCGCUUUGCGGUUUGUGGUACCACUCGGCUAGACCACCAAACCCUUAUAGCCCUCAAGCCAGCCAACCGGUAUGCCUCCCUCAACUUGGCAUGAAGGCUCAUACCGUAAUCAAGGACGUCGCUUCGCGAACAAUUUUGACUCAGACCUUUUACAAUGGAACCAAUGAGCAUUUAAAAACAACAGCCUACUCCUUUCCUCUCUAUGAUGGCGUAACUGUAGUUUCAUUCAAGGCUACCAUCGGCGAUGUCCAGAUACAUGGAAGCGUUAAGGAGAAACAACAAGCUCGUCGCGAAUAUCGUAACGCAGUCGACAAGGGGACGAAGGCGGGUCUCCUAGAGCAGCUGCAAGAAGCUUCCGAUGUCUUCAUUACGAAUUUAGGUAGUAUUCCAGCCGGGGCUACAGUGAUAGUCGAAGUCACUUACAUAGGGGAGUUGAGACAUGAUGCCGAAUCUAAUGGCAUUCGGUUUACCAUCCCGUCAUCCAUUGCUCCUCGCUAUGGACCGACCCCUGGCGAUAUGGCCCCUUCUUCAACUCUGCGCACGCCUACUGAUGCUAUUGGAGUGGUUGUGGAUUUUGAGAGUCCUGAGGGAAGUUCUAUCCAGAAAAUCCAAUCUUCUAGUCAUCCUAUUGCUAUCAACAUUGGCCGUACGACUAGCAUGGCAACUACCGCACAUAUGGCUAACCGCGGCUCUGCUACACUGUCACUUGAUAUUCCCUUUCUUGACAGGGAUUUCGUCUUCAUUGCGUGUAUUAAGGACGCAAACUCUCCCAAGGCUCUCCUAGAAACUCAUGCCACUAUUCCCAAACAGCGUGCACUAAUGGCCACACUGGUUCCUCGAUUCAACAUAACGCCCUCCUACGGUGAAAUCGUCUUCAUAGUCGACCGAUCUGGUAGUAUGGAAGUGAUAAUAGGAGCUAUGACGGUCAUGCUCAAGUCUCUUCCCAUUGGAACCAAGUUCAAUAUUUGCUCAUUUGGGAGCACUCAUUCCUUCUUGUGGCGGCGAAGUAAAUCUUAUAACGACACGACCUUGAACGAGGCAUUAAAUCAUAUAGACACUUUUAACGCGAAUUUAGGAGGCACCGAGAUGCGCAGCCCAGUGCAAGCUACGAUUGCUCAACGCUUCAGUGACAUGCUCCUCGAUGUGAUCAUACUGACCGACGGGCAAAUUUGGAACCAAGAAAGCCUGUUUAACAUGGUUAAAAAGGCAUCGGAAGACUACAAAUGCCGCUUCUUCUCUCUAGGAAUUGGCUCGGGAGCUUCAACGGCGCUUGUUGAGGGUAUAGCCACAGCUGGAAAUGGAUUUAGUCAGUUUGUCGCUGAAGGAGAAAGAAUUGAUACGAAGAUGGUUCGACUGCUUAAAGGAGCGCUAACUCCACAUAUCGACGACUAUAGCCUGGAAAUUAAGUACAAGCAAGAUGAUGAUUUCGAGAUGAUCGAGUCUAUUGGGGAGGCAUCCAAGGUCAAUAUCACAGCACCAGCGACGGUCAUGAGUCAGAAGGCGCCGAAAACAUCGACCUCUUUCUUCAGCGAUGUCGAUUCUGAUGGUGACACGGCUAUAACGGUUCCUGAAACAAGCAGCAACAACUUUACUUAUCUACCAGCCAUUUCUUCACCUUCUAUAAUCCAGGCACCAUGUCAGAUUCCUGCUCUGUAUUCCUUCUCACGCACAACAGUAUACAUGAUGCUCGAUCCGGACACCUAUCACAGGACCCCUGAAGCCAUCGUUCUCCGCGCAACAUGCUCAGAUGGGCCCCUUGAGCUUGAGAUUAAUGUCGAGGAUAUUGGGAAAGGCGAAACUAUUCACCAACUGGCAGCGAAGAAAGCCGUAUCCGAACUCGAGAAAAACGGCGGUUGGCUUUCAUCCGCUACGGACAAAACAGAUAGCACCCUUAUCAAGAACAAGUACGAUUGCCAUUGGGAAGAGAUCGUGGAGCGCGAAGCUGUUCGUCUUGGUGUGAAGUACCAAAUCGCUGGCAAGUGGACCUCAUUUCUCGCUGUAGAAGAAGACGCUGAAUAUGAAGCUGUCAUCAUCACUGCGCAGCUGCCACGUACAUAUGUUAGAAAUUCAAAUCUGGCACAAAGACAAGACCCAUCAGAUAUAGUCCAGCACCAGGACUUCCAAGCGUUAGCUGAUCUCUAUUCGAGUAAUACGCCAGGACGUUACAUGGCGUGGCCAGAUUCCGUUUGUCGCAAGAGCAAGGCUGAUGGUACUACGGAUAGUGACUUCGUAGCUUCAGCAGCUAUGGCUUGCCUAGCGACACCUUCUUAUCAAUGCCGUAUAGAUACAAGGGCUGAUUUUUCUAGCUCUCUUGGUUUAGAAGCUGAAGUGCUCGGACCUAGCAGAAUCGAUACGCCUCCCGCAACUACCCGUCUUCAAAGUUCGGCGUCGUACUCAAUCCGCAGAGGUCUUGAUAGUGGCGUUGACUUGUACCACAUAGUUCGACUACAAAAGUCCGAUGGAUCUUGGGACUGGGAUCUACACCUUCUUGCCGCCCUAGGGGCAACUCCAAACCUAGGAACGCGGGAUGCGGUAGUCGCCACGGCUUUAGCUAUCGCCUUCAUAACGAAGCAUAUGGCUCGUGACGCUGAGACCUGGGAACUCAUCGUGCAGAAAGCAAGAGAUUGGCUUGGCCAGCAGCACGGCGUUAAUGUGGAGAAGGAGAUCAGCGAUGCUGAGAAGCUUCUGCAGCAUUAACUAUGCAGAUGGCAAUCUUGAUAGGAUUAUCUAACAGGCAGUGUAAAAUAAGUUACCGUUCAGAGCUGACCUGAGUAAUGGUGGAUGAUUGGAGUGAAACCAGGUUACCUAUCGGUUCUGGUCUCAUAAGGGGUUAACACUACUAUGAGUAAUCGAUCAUAAGCGAUGAUCUGCCAUAAAUGAAUUUACCUGAAGCGAUUUCUACAGCUAUCAGAUGUCUAGUGAAUAGAGCUGCUAUGUGAAGCGCUGCCAAGAAGGCCAACAUUGAGGCACGAUCCACCGUUGGUAUGAUUUUCCACCAGUAAUACUGUUCCUACGAUGCAUUUCCUUCUUGAC